UCGAUGUCCGGAAGUGUUCAUCGUUGCAAGCAUCAUACCACCUCGCGUUCGCUUUCCCUUGAAGAUUAGCACGCUCUUGUCGCCUUUGGCUGGAAAACUGCAGUCUGGAAUGGAUUUAAAAGCACCAGGUCUGUCUUUUUGACUGCAUUCAAGGGUAUAUCCGAACACUCUCGCUCCGUGGUAUCUCCUACCUCCUUGACCGCUGCGCAAAACUCUGUGGGUCACGUGACCGCAAGUCGCACCUUGAUCGGCGGAUAUGCUCAAUAUGGGACAUGCUGGAUUCUAUGGAAUCUUUCGCUGGCUUCUCGAUGGCAGCUCUGUCCCGACGUACCAUUGCCGGCUGGCCAAGUCAGCCAACUGUGGUAUGGGGUCAUUCGGCCGUGCGUCUUGCGCAUGCGAGCCGUAUCACUUCACCGGCCUCGACUCAUCUCGGACUACCUCCCCAGCACAAAUUCACUUGCUAUGAAAGCUAGGUGUCUCAGUCGCAGCCUUCCACCGUUACUCCGGUCCUCGCCAGCAGGCCCCCUUGCGUGUGGAUGAGGCGGCCUGCUCGCUCCCCUUCUCCACGCUCUAGAAGGCCGGACGCUUUCCGGCCAGGCCAAUAGCACACAAGGAGAUAGCAAUCUCAUGAUAAUGCCAAACAGCUGAAUCAAUUCCGGCCUCAGAAUACAUAAGCUCUUCGCGGCCCCAGAUCUCACUUUCUUCUCUUCUUUCACCUUCCAAUUCGCAGUUAACUCCGCCGACUUCUUUGUCUCGGCCAAUUCUGCCAAGCUCCCUUGCACCUCGUUCCCAUUGCACCACACAAACAUCAUCCAUCAUGAGUCCUUACCUUAGCAACACCGCCGACCAAGAAAAGGUCAGAAUGUCGGAUACGCGUGCUGUGUUUCCCCAUAUUCACGAUGAUCCGGCCGCACUGCCAUCUUCCCUUGAUCCAUUCACCAUUACCACGCAAAAUGGCUUUCUGCCACUUCAAACACCACAAAUUGAGCUACCCUCGGUCUUCGCUCCUCUGCAGAAGCUUUGCGAUGACAUGCCAAUUCAAAAGCUAGAUGGCACCCCUGGCCUUCUUGCCACCUGCCAGCUCGGUCCUACCAUUGACGAGCAGAAGGCUUUGCCUGAUCUCAACCAUGAGAUUGACAACCUCAUCGCCGCUGAUGGCGAGCCUGACAUGGCGGCUGUCUCUGCUGCGUUCAGAGACUAUUCAUUCCUCGCCUCGGCUUACUUGCUCGAGCCGUGUUGGGAGCAAUGGCAAAAGGAUGGUACCUAUGGCCUGGGAAGACCAGUCCUCCCACGGGAGAUUGCCGGGCCACUUGUCAAGUGUGCUAAAAUGCUUGAUGUUCCUGCUUUCCUUGCAUACGCCGCUGGAUAUGCUCUCUUCAACUACCGCUUCGCCGAUGCCUCCAUUGGUGCCUCUGAGUACAGCAACCUUCGCCUUAUUCGUGCCUUUGAGAAUGGACUGGAUGCUUCAUCUUCUGAAGCUGGUUUCAUCUUGACACACGUCGACAUGGUCAAGCAUACUGGACCGCUCGUGCAAGGUGCCGUACAGCUGCUUGACUCCGUGGCGGCAGAUACCGGUGUCACGCCUGUAGUGGAUGCUUUCGAGCAUCUCCUCAGCACCAUGCGUGUCAUUGAAGACUCCAUGGAGGGCAUGUGGAAUCAGAGCAAACCAAAAGAUUACAACCGCUACAGGACUUUCAUCUUUGGCAUCACUAACCAGCCUUUCUUCCCCAAUGGUGUCAUCUACGACGGCUACGCCGACAACCAACCACAAUACUUCCGUGGCGAGUCCGGUGCCAACGACGCCAUCAUUCCCCUCCUGGACAGCCUCCUUCAGAUCCCCAUGCCUCAGAAUCCGCUCACAGAAAUCUUGAAAGACUUUCGCGGCUACCGACCCAAGCCUCACCGAGACUUCCUCGCUUACGUCCGCUCCCGAUCCGAGGAACUCGCCGUCAAAGACUACUGUCUCCAAGACCUCCAGACCAAAAUUCUCUACCUCAGACUCCUCGAGCACGUCCGCAGCUUCCGAUGGCGACACUGGCUGUUCGCCCGAGAGUACAUCAUGAAAAGGACACCGCACCCGACUGCCACAGGAGGCUCUCCCAUCGUCACGUGGUUACCCAACCAGCUCUUCGCCGUCAUGGAGUUGAUGCGAAAGGUGUGGGAGAGCGUGAGUGCGAGUGAGAAGGCCGAGCAAGGGAAAGUGGUCAAUGAGAUGAUGGAGAAUGUGUAUGAGAGUUAUGAGAAGCUCGACAAGGAAGUCGAGAGAUGGUGCCAGGAUCGUGGUUGGGAUCGAAAGAAAAUUGACGUGCAUCCUUCCAAGUAAACAAGGGAGAGAUCGAAAUCCUAAAGUCAGAAAAGGAUGCAUGAGUGCUUCUGGGAAGAAAAGAAGGAAAGUGGAAGCGAGGAUACGUGUGUGUAUCGCUUGGCUUCUUGUCAUCUUUUUCUCUCUCUGGUACACAUAGUCAAAGCAGGGAGGAGGCAGCUGUAUCAAUGUUUAAUAGCGGGAUAUAUCAUGUCCUCAGGCUUGCCUGUCGGUGGCACGGAAUGUUGACCAAUCUCGCCGGUGG
Messenger RNA from Sphaerulina musiva SO2202, 2567 nucleotides. RefSeq names its product indoleamine 2,3-dioxygenase family protein. Bases 818 to 2323 code for a protein of 501 amino acids. Gene Ontology annotation, molecular function: heme binding; metal ion binding. NCBI's taxonomy places the organism in Eukaryota, Fungi, Ascomycota, Dothideomycetes, Mycosphaerellales, Mycosphaerellaceae. The record is from RefSeq and is a predicted model, not a curated record. The transcript is spliced from 4 exons.